This is a messenger RNA of Mugil cephalus (flathead mullet), 2422 nucleotides long. RefSeq names its product tetraspanin-1-like. Gene Ontology annotation, cellular component: membrane. Lineage: Eukaryota; Metazoa; Chordata; Actinopteri; Mugiliformes; Mugilidae. The coding region runs from base 1463 to 2197 and encodes 244 amino acids. The transcript is spliced from 9 exons. The record is from RefSeq and is a predicted model, not a curated record.
AACAUUUUUGACUAUAUAAUAUUUAUGCUAUAUUUGUUAAUGCUGACCCUGAAAGAAGGCAUUACAGUAUUAUAAUAAUCUGAUAUAAUUUGAUAGAGUACUGUGCAAAAGUUGGCAGUUUGUUCCUCGAAGGGCUGGAGACAGCUACAAUAAUGAGUGUCUCCAGGCAACAGUGAAGCAUGGUGGAGGCUCCUUGAAAGUUUGAGGCUGCAUUUCUCCAAACUGAGUUGGAUUAAUGGUGCCCUCAAUGCUGGAAAAUACUUAUCCAUCAUGCAGUAACAUCAGGGAGGCAUAUUGACCAAAUUUAUUCUGCAGCAGGACAAUGACCCCAAAAAGCUAUGGACUAUGUAAUUACGAACUAUCUUCAGAGUAAAGAAGAAAAAGAAGUCCUGCAAGUGAUGGCAUGGCCCCCACAGAGCCCUGAUCUCAACAUGGUGAGAUCUGUGGAAAGGGUGGUCACACCAAAUAUUGAUUUGAUGUAGAUUUCUCUCCUGUUCAUUCGCUGCAUUUUGAAACUUUAAACAGUUCCAUUUUAGAAAGCAUUUUUUUCCCACAUCUGUCAAAACCGUACAGUACUGUAGUUACAGCUGUAGCAAUACCAUAAAUAUGAGCAUCUGCAGGGAACCUGACAGAGUCAGUGUAUAAUAUGCAGCCUUGUGAUGGUCCAGCAGCGAUAGGGUCGGAGAAACAUGCUGUUGAGAUGCUCCUGCUUUGCUGAACGAGUGACGUGAUGAAUAAGGGCGUAUUCACACCAGGAAAGUCCAAAAGUUCACUUGCUCUGGUCUUCGUUUGAGUUUGUGUUCACGUUGCAUUUUUUUGACAAGUGGACCAACACUGUAAACAAACCCAGGUGUGUCCCGUAGCCGCUCAGUCACUGGAUAAAAAUUAUUGGCGAGAUCUUUAGCUAAGUUUGUUUUUUGUGGUCCGCACCAGAGUCCACUGAUUUGUAUGCACACUUACCCAAAGGGUCCGCAACAGAGAAAAGGUCCGCUUCAAGCGGACUAAACGAGCCUACAAGAGAAAGGAUAUUCUGCCUCCGUUUAUCCCUUCAAUAAAGAUCCAUGUUAAUGUGUAUAUAAAGAAAUUUAAAUUUGUGAGGGAGAAUACAUAUACAUAUAUGUCAAAUCAACCUGCAGUAGUUAUGUAGAACCCCUAGGGGUCGCUGCCCCCGUUAAAGACCUAUGCUUUAGAUGAUCAACUCUUCUGUCUGCAAAUAGACUUUGAUCAACAGGAAACAUUUGUUACCCAAGCAGAGAAGUCAGUGAAGUGUAGGGUGUGAGGUGCAGUCUGCACAUAUUCCUGAUAAUUCAAGAGCAGCCACGGGAACAUCCCAGCUUUACAGCCAGUCCUCGGGGACUCAAACAGCUGUCUGCCUUGCCUAUCGACAAGCUGCUUCUCUGCCUGUAACUCACUGAAAAAUGUGCUGAAACUGCUAUUAAUCCCAUAAAAGAUCCCCCACAAGAUGUGUUGUUCUUCGUUUCUCAAAUGGAUGGUGUAUUUCAUCUUUUUUGUCACCUUCCUUUUAGCAAUAGUACUUCUGGGUUUUGGAGCAUCUGUGAUAGUGAAUACCGGCCCUCUGCUGGCUGUAGUAAAGGACGUGGAGAACUACUUCCAGAUAUUGCAGCUGGUCAACAUCAGCUACAUGCUCAUCGCAGUGUGUCCCGUGCUAUUGUUCACAAGCAUCCUGGGCUGCUGUGGAGAAUACAGGGAGAGCAGGUCUUUUGUACUGAUUAGCUUCUUUACUGUGCUGAUUGUCUUCCUUGUCCAGCUUGCAGGAGGCACAGUGCUGUUUGUCUACCAGGAUUCAAUUGGCAGUAGUCGGGGGGAGGAAGUUUUUAAGAAGUUUCAUCAGGGGUAUGGAGCGGAUGAAGGUCUGACCUCUCUGUGGAACAGGACCAUGACAAAGCUAAACUGCUGCGGAUUCAACAACUACAAAGACUUUGAUGGGACCCCUUUUUAUGUCGCCCAUGGAGGAAAUGUUUAUCCAACCAUGUGCUGCAACACAAAAUUCACAUGCAGUGAAAUUAUUGCACGUGUUUCGGACUUUGAUGGCUGCUUUCACAAGGUUCUCCAGGAGAUCGAGUCAGAGGCUAUGCUCACUGCAAGUGGGGCUAUAAUAACUGGUGCUGUGGAGGUUGUCGCCAUGGUGGUUUUGAUGGCUUUCUACUGCAAGGGUCGCAAUAUAUUUCGGAGGUAGUGAUGACAGUCACAGCCAUUUUCUAUGAAUAAACUAUUUUAAGAAAGUGAUUUUUAUUUUCAUUAAAUAAGCACACAUUGAGAGGGAAGCUAUUGUGUUCUUUGUUUUUUUAUGUCUGAAGAAGAGCUGUUUAAUCAGUAAUGUGAAAUAAUGUAUAGUGAAGAAGAACUUGUGUCAGCAGUGAAGUGUUUGUCACAUUUACUGCAAUAAAGUGAUAAAAUGUUA